This is a messenger RNA of Anopheles coluzzii, 1052 nucleotides long. RefSeq lists its product as uncharacterized. The coding region runs from base 54 to 1052 and encodes 332 amino acids. The record is from RefSeq and is a predicted model, not a curated record. The transcript has 2 exons. Lineage: Eukaryota; Metazoa; Arthropoda; Insecta; Diptera; Culicidae.
GAUUCUACUCGUGAGCUUGGGCGUAAUAAUCAAUUGUUGUGGUUGUGCAAAACAUGUCACGAGUUUCGCAUUGGCACAAAUUCACUUCUCACAAAUCGGCUAUCAAGAGCGAUUUGCUUCCUGAGAUCCUUGCUCUCGUUGAUAAGCGAGCGCUAACACCCAUAUUAGCUAAGCCGUCUGUUAGCAACGCAUCGCGAUCGCACACAUCCACUAAUGUAUCGUCACUCAAUGCCACAAAUACAUCCAGAACGACUAAAACAGCUUCCGCUCGCCGUACAUUUACUAACUCAACGGAGCUCACUGAUGAUAUCCAAGCUGCGAACGAUACCAACACUGUGGAAGAUUCUGACAACUGUAACCACUACAAUCAUCGUACUAAGGUGACUAGUGAUAUUAGUGCUGGAAACUGCCGAACAAAUACAAAAUCAUCUUCUGAUCCUGUUUUGAACCAUGAUAUCACGAACACUGGCAUAGCCGAGAAAGUAUGGUUAUACUUCACGAACAUCAAAUCGCAUGUCUCGGCUGAUGAUAUGCGUGUGUGGCUUAAAGCUGUGCUACCAACGGACGAUAUUAAUGUUUACCGUCUCACGAAAAAGGGUGUGAACCUGGACUCGAUGUCCUUCAUAUCGUUCAAAGUGAGUGUUCCUAAAUCUCUUAAGGAGCUUGCGCUGCAGUCUACUAUUUGGCCAGUUUCACUUACUGUUCGGGAGUUUGUUGCUCGUGGCCUACCAAAGCAACGUGUACAUGAAAGGGCUCGAUUUGACCCUUCCGAGCUUAUUUCGCAUCGUACAAAUAGUGAAAAUUGCUCUUCAGCUGUGCCAAAAACUACCGCUCAUCCGGAUCAUUUUUUGGAUCAUCGAUCGCCAUCCCCACAGCGCGUGAUUCUAUCACCAUCCCAGAUGACCGAGAUCCUAGAGGCUAUUCAACUGGAGUUUCCUCCCACACCGCCUCAGUUAUCACCGGGGGUGGGGCUUCAAUCACAAUCCAAUCUCAGCAACACGAACCGCUCACCACAGAUCAGCCCGUUUGCCAAACGGAUAGCUCACAAUUAA